AUGAGUGACACCGGCGUGCUGCAGCGACUGGGCGAUGCACAAAAGGUGAUCGCCAAGUGGUGCCAGCCGCGUGCGCUCGCGCUCCCAGAUAUCAAGGCGCGCCUCCCUCCGCGUGAUGCGCCGUACGAGGAGCACUCGCAGCCGGACGAUGCCUGGGCCGGCUUCCGCGUGCAGCGGCGCCUGCCGAUCCCCAGCAUGGUGUUUGAGACGAUUACGAGUCGCGCGCCCGUGGCCACUCUCGCCCUCUUUCCCGAGAUCGGGCGCGCGUGCAUCACGGUCGACCAUCGUCUGUACCUGUGGGACUAUGCGCAUGGGUACGUGGCCUUUCCUGACCCCAGAAACAACGCAUUUGAGCACCAUGAGCUGCCAUCUGACGAGCUCAUCCUCUCUGUUGGCCUCGUGCGCGCGCGCCCCGGCGUGUUUAUCGACGCCAUCCAGCACGUUCUCGUCCUCUCGACCGGCCCGACCGCCACCGAGGGCCGCCGCGUCUUGCUGCUGGGCGUCGAGGUGCUCCAGGCGCCCGUCAACGAGGCUGCCGGCAUCAAGCUGUACGAAACAGCCAUGAGCGCCUCGACGAACGGCGUGGCGAUGCGCAACAUCCAGGGCACCGAGCAAGGUCGCGUGUUUUGCCUGGGCAGCGACCACUGCGUGCACGAGCUCGUGUACCAGGCGCAGGAGAGCUUGUUCCGCUCACGCUGCUAUAUGUACAACGUGACACAGCCGCACCUCGCAAAUCUCCUUCCGUCGUUCUUCCGCCACGAAAAGCGGACCCGCCUCAUCACCGUCGACAGUGCGCGCCAGUUGCUGUAUGUACUGCGCGACGGGGAUCAGAUCGACGUGUACUCGCUGCCGUCGCGCGAUUCUUCCCGUGCACCCGUCCAUACCGGCAGCAUGUACGGCGUCGCGCGCCAGGCCGGCCUCCUGCACUCGCAACAGGAAGUCGGGCCGAUCGUUUGGCUCGGCCCUACAGAGCCGGACACGCGCUCGAGUGUCUGCCUCGUGGCCGUGACGGAGCGUGGCUACCGUAUCUACCUGGACGACUUUCAGCGCCGCUCGUGGGCGCAGCUCGCAGUGCGUGCGCCCCCCGGCGCUGCCCCCCGCGGCGCAGCGCCUGGCCCGCCCGGCCUUCCCCUGUUCGCCGGUGCGCCGAGCACGGCGCCUGCCGCUCCGGCGCAACGCGCCACAGGCGCUCUGUACGCGCGCGGCGUGUUUUUGUGCGCGAUGAGCACGGGCGAUACGGGGUCUGUGCUCUACGCCGUCGGUGCGCCGGUGCCUGCGGCCAACACGACGCUGACGUACGCAGCAGGCGUGGGUGCCGCGUGGCAGGAAGGCGCGACGCGUGCGCCGCUCGGGACUGGCGCGAGUGCGCCGGUGCUGGCCGAGGCACGGCCUGGGCCCCCCGCGGACGCGAGUGGCGCAACGCUGCGCCCCUGUGUUGCGCAAACCACAAGUCCGGCACGCGUGUUCCUCGUGCUCGACUCGAACGGGCUGACCGAGCUUGUGGAGCGGCGCCCGGCGGACGUGCUGGCGAGCCUGCUGGGCAGUGCUGCCGCAACAGGGGCGGUCUCGACGGCGCCGCCGAUUGUCGACUUUUUCAGCCGGUACGGCCCCGUGGAAGCGUGUCUGUGUGCACUGGUGCUCGGUGCGCGCAACGCCCAUGUGGUGCCCCACGAGCGCGACGAGGUGGCGCAGGCCAUCCGCGUGUUCUGUGGGCCGCUCGGUGCGUGGCCCGCGGAGCAGCGGGUGCCGGGCCUGGGCGGCGGCAGCAAGUCGGCACGAUACGAGGCACUCGCGUGCUACAUGGCGUGCGUGCUGCGCGGCGUGUGGUCCGAGCCGCUCGUGCCCGCGGACUUUUGGCGUGCGGGUGCGCGCGCCACGAGCCCGCCGCUCGUGGCGCGUGGUGCGCUGGCCGCUGUGCUGUCAGACCUCGCGCCGCUGCACGCCUUUCUGCAGCGGCACUCGCAGCUGCUGGACGAUGAGCGCACGGACGUGGGACAGCUGCAAGCGCUGUGCCAGCGCACGAUGGAAGCAUGCCAGUUUGUGCUGUUCCUCGCGGACCACAAUAUGCGUGCGAUGGGCGAUGCGCUCCCGGCCGAUACGCGCACGCGGCUCACGCAGCUCUCGCUGGCGGACCUCGUGACGACCGCGGACGGGCGGCGCGUCGCCAACGAACUGGUGACGGCCCUGAUCGAGUCGCAGAGCGGCGCGCGUGCGAGUGUCGAUGCGAUGGCCGAGGCGCUGCAGGCGCGGUGUGCGGGCUUUUGCAGUGCUGACGAUGUGCGGCAGUACAAGGCGUCCGAGUGCCUGCGCAACGCGACCGAGCUGGAUCGGCGCCUGCGCGCAGAAGAUGGUGCGCUGAGUGGCGCCGCGCCGCGCCGCACCGCCGUCGACGAGCAGCUAAGUGCGAGUUUGCACCUGCUGCUUCCGAGCGCCGCGCAGCUGCCGCUCGAGAAGCUGGAGCAUGUGUGUGCGACGUACCAGCAGCUGCGAUACGUGCGGGGCGUCGUGUCACUGGCCCUCGCGUGUGCGCGCGCGGCCGAUCCAGCGGACAUGGCCGUCGCGUUCCGUGCGGAUGGGUGCCCUGCCGAUGAGCUGGCAUCGCCGCGCCAAGGCGCGUAUGCGCUGCGCCGGCGGAUGUAUGCGCUGGUCCUGCAGGCGUUGCAGGUACUCAAGGACGAGGCGGCGCCGUCGUACGACGAGGCCCUGGCGCUUGCGACGCAGAGCGACGAUGCGCUCUUCCAUGAGGAGCUGUACACGGCGCUGGUGGCUGCGCAGCGCACCGAUGAGCUGCUGGCGCUGCGCACGCCGUUCUUGGCCGACUUUCUACAGGGCACGCCAGUGCUGCUGGGCGGCGAGCCGCUGGACGUGUAUGAGCGGCGGCUGCGCGACCUGCUGUGGCAAUGGUAUGUGCGGCAGGGCGACUGCCUCGCCGCCGCCGAGACGCUCGAUGCGCUGGCACACACAGAGGCGUAUGCGCUGCGCCUGCACGAGCGGAUCGAGUACCUGGCGCUGGCCGUCGGCAACGUCAAGUCGGUGCGUCCGUCGGCGGCGACGCAUGUGCCGGACCUGGUGGCGUUUGCGACGCAGCUGGAGGAGGACCUCGAAGUGGCGCAGGUGCAGGCCAAGGUGCUGAGUGCGCUGCCGGCCGUCGAUGCGGCGGAGUGGGAGCCCGCGGAGCGCGAGCGUCUCGCGCAUGCCGCGCACGAGCUGGACAUGACGCUGCUGGACAUGACGACGCUGUACAAGGAGCUGGCAGAGCCACUCGGUCUCCUAGAAGAGCAGCUGCUCAUCAUCCACACGGCGCAGUACCAGGACACAGCGCUCGUCGCCCAGAUUUGGGAGGCGCUCCUCGCGCGCGAGCACAAUGCCAGUGCGCCGGCGCAAGCGCACCAGGCGGUCGCGGCGCUCGUGACGGACGUGUACGUGCGCCUGGGCGGCUCAGAGACUGCGUGCCCCCUCGAGCUCGUGCUGGGCCUGCUCGAGCGGUACGCGUACGACACCGAGAGCGCCGUGCAGGGCGAGACGCCCGCGCCGUCGGCGCUCGAGUGGCAUGCCUUCCGCACGCUCUCGUCCAAGGCGCCCCUCCUGCGCGUGGGAUGGGCGCCCCUCGUGCUUCUCGAGGCGGGCGCGCCCGCCGAUGCGCUCUUUUCCGUUAUGCAAGGCCUCCUGGCCAAGGCGCCUCCCCCCUGGAACACGACGAGUGGCGUUGGGUUCCUGCUGCCCGACCUGAUCGAGCUGGCCGAGGCGUGGGUGCGCGACGUCGAGCAGAGUGUGCGGCCUGUGGCGUUCCCCGCGCACCAGGUCGACCAAGCGCUCAACGACGCGGUGCUCCAACUCCACACACGUAGGUACGUGCGCGCGCACGACGCGCUCGACCGCCGCCUCGAGCAGGUGCAGGCGCUUGUGCAGCGCGUGCGCCGAUCCUUAUAG
This is a messenger RNA of Malassezia sympodialis ATCC 42132, 3930 nucleotides long. RefSeq lists its product as uncharacterized. Lineage: Eukaryota; Fungi; Basidiomycota; Malasseziomycetes; Malasseziales; Malasseziaceae. The coding region runs from base 1 to 3930 and encodes 1309 amino acids. Gene Ontology annotation, biological process: protein localization to nuclear inner membrane; transcription-dependent tethering of RNA polymerase II gene DNA at nuclear periphery; RNA export from nucleus. The transcript is spliced from 2 exons. Gene Ontology annotation, molecular function: structural constituent of nuclear pore. The record is from RefSeq and is a predicted model, not a curated record. Gene Ontology annotation, cellular component: nuclear pore; nuclear pore inner ring.